This is a messenger RNA of Suncus etruscus (white-toothed pygmy shrew), 1430 nucleotides long. It is a transcript of the gene AKR7A2, whose product is annotated as aldo-keto reductase family 7 member A2. The record is from RefSeq and is a predicted model, not a curated record. The coding region runs from base 41 to 1144 and encodes 367 amino acids. The transcript has 7 exons. Lineage: Eukaryota; Metazoa; Chordata; Mammalia; Eulipotyphla; Soricidae. Gene Ontology annotation, molecular function: oxidoreductase activity.
GUGGCCAGAGAGCAGGCUCCAGUGCGCAGGCGCCGACGUCAUGUUGCGAGCCGCGUCCCGGGCCGUGGCGCGCGCCGCCGCCCGCAGCGCGAGUCGUCCCGGUUCUCCCGACGUGCGCCCCGUAGCCUCCGCCACUAUGUCCCGGGCGUCGCGGGCUUCGGGCGACUCGUCGCUGCCCGCCACCGUGCUGGGUACGAUGGAGAUGGGACGUCGCAUGGACGCCCCGGCUAGCGCCGCGUCGGUGCGCGCUUUCCUGGAGCGCGGCUACACCGAGCUGGACACGGCCCUGAUGUACAGCGACGGCCAAUCCGAGAGCAUCCUGGGCGGCCUCGGGCUCGGGCUGGGGGGCGGCGACUGCAGAGUGAAGAUUGCCACCAAAGCCAAUCCCUGGGAUGGGAAGUCACUGAAACCAGACAGUCUCCGAGCCCAGCUAGAGUCGUCGCUGAAGCGAUUGCAGUGCCCACAGGUGGACCUCUUCUACCUCCAUGCCCCUGACCAUGGCACCCCUGUAGAGGAGACACUGCGUGCCUGUCACCAGCUGCACCAGGAGGGCAAGUUUGUGGAGCUUGGCCUUUCCAACUAUGCUGCCUGGGAGGUUGCUGAGAUCUGCACCAUCUGCAAGAACAACAGCUGGAUCCUGCCCACUGUGUACCAGGGCAUGUACAACGCCACCACCCGGCAGGUGGAGACAGAGCUCUUCCCCUGCCUCAGGCACUUUGGACUGAGGUUCUACGCCUACAACCCCUUGGCUGGGGGUCUGCUGACUGGCAAGUACAAGUAUGAGGACAAGGAUGGGAAACAGCCGGUGGGCCGAUUCUUCGGGAAUAACUGGGCAGAGACCUACAGGAAUCGUUUCUGGAAGGAGCACCACUUUGAGGCCAUUGCCCUGGUGGAAAAGGCCCUGCAGACUGCUUAUAGCUCCAGUGCGCCUGGCAUGACGUCGGCAGCUCUUCGCUGGAUGUACCACCACUCCCAGCUGCAGGGUGCCCGUGGGGAUGCUGUCAUCUUGGGCAUGUCCAGCCUGGAACAGCUGGAACAGAACUUGGCAGCAGUGGAGGAAGGUCCUCUGGAGCAGUCUGUGGUGCAGGCUUUUGAUCAGGCCUGGCAUGUGGUUGCCCACGAAUGUCCCAACUACUUCCGUUAGGUCCCAACUUGGUUCAGAUUGCCAAAACUUUUUCGGUCAUCUCUUCUUUGCUCAGACCAGUCUCUGCCUUAAAAUAACCUCUUCCAUUUUCAGUAUUGGUGUGUGUGCUGCUGGUUGAUGACCCAGAGCUUUUACAUCUCAGAGAUGUGUUUACCAGUUAGAUCUCUUUAGCGUGGUCAUCUGGAUCAUGAGUCUAGAUUCCUGCGUUUGUUAACUUCAGUGUAUAAAGGAAGUAGCUGAACUCAACACAGCUAUUUUCUGUCACAAUAAAACAAGCUCUUGGCCU